This is a messenger RNA of Homarus americanus (American lobster), 5053 nucleotides long. Its product is annotated as transcription factor SOX-8-like. The record is from RefSeq and is a predicted model, not a curated record. NCBI's taxonomy places the organism in Eukaryota, Metazoa, Arthropoda, Malacostraca, Decapoda, Nephropidae. The coding region runs from base 570 to 2225 and encodes 551 amino acids. Gene Ontology annotation, cellular component: nucleus. Gene Ontology annotation, biological process: regulation of transcription by RNA polymerase II; anatomical structure morphogenesis; cell differentiation. The transcript has 4 exons. Gene Ontology annotation, molecular function: RNA polymerase II cis-regulatory region sequence-specific DNA binding; DNA-binding transcription factor activity, RNA polymerase II-specific.
GGAACUGUCUUGGAGCAGCAGCCAGUGAAGUAAGACUAAUCUAUUUGGGAGGGACAACGGGAGCCUUAGUGACCGCGGUAGACGGGAGAGACAGGCAGCCGCUCGUGACAGCCACGCGCGUGUGUAUGUGUGUGUGAGAACCUGCUGCUGCUGCUGCCUGGCGAAGCUUUCAGGGCCCCGCCGCACGUGUGUGUGUGUGUGCGCGUGUGUGUGCUACCUCACUCCGCCCCGCCAACACACCUCUAAGGCGCAUUGUUCCCGCGCACCUGAACCGAAUACUCACUCGUCUGCCUGUCGCUUGAGCCGAUACCUUUUUUGUUUAACUCUCGUUUCUCGGGAUAACUGUGGCAUUGUGAGGGAGACAAGAGACUGUAUCACUAAUGGCUCGAGCUCUGACGUUACGGUGGAAUUAGCAAUCUUUUAUUUUAAUUGGUCAUAUUUUUUUUUUUGUUAAAAGGUCGAGGGAUUGGAGCCUUCACGCCUUUUCUCAAGUGAUACGAUAAUUUACUCUCCGCUCCGACGAUCACCACCACCACCACACCCAGUCAGCCAGUCAGCCCCAGGGAAAUAUGGACGUGAAAAAGGAACGCUUAUCUCCACUCCACCACGGUGAUGGAGGAGGUGGUGGAGGAGGAGGAAACUACGUCAAUCCAUCUGAUAUCUCCACCUCCACAGCAUCCACUCGGCCUUGCGGUGGAGUGGUCGCCCCUCCACCACCACCACCACCACAACAACCACCACCACCACCACCGUCAGCCAGCGACCAUCACAACAACCUCCACCAUCACCAUAGCAACAAGGCGUCAGGUGUUGUCAAGUCCUACCAUCAUCUGACAGCGGUCUCCAACAACUCCUCCCUCCCCACCGUGAUCUCCACCACUUCCUCUUCACCCUCCCCCACGUCCUGCACCACCACCGGAGGAGGAGACCUGGGAAGGAGCACGGUCUCCAACAGAGGAGGAGGAAUAGGGAUACGAGUGUCCGUCGUUGGAGGAGACAGCGGCGGUGUUGGAGGACGGAGCCACCUCAUUGUCGGAGGAGGAAGCGGAGACGACAGUAUAGUGGAGACCGUCCUCAUGCCCGGCGCCCCUAACUUCUCCGGGGAGAUCAGUGACGCCGUCUCCAAGAUCCUGGAGGACUACGACUGGUCCAAGAUACCCCUGGCGAACAAGGACGGCACGGGUGACAGCGAGCGACGGAAGGUCCACGUGAAGCGACCCAUGAAUGCCUUUAUGGUGUGGGCGCAGGAGGCCAGGCGCAAGUUAUCCUGUUCUCAUCGCCAAGUCCACAACGCCGAGCUCUCCAAGUCUCUCGGCAGGAUAUGGAGGGGAAUGACGGAGGAUCAGAAACGUCCCUUUAUCGAGAGGGCCGAUCACCUCCGUCGGAAGCACAAGCAGGAGUACCCGGACUACAAAUAUCAGCCUAGGAGGAGGAAGGAGAAUGUUAAGACGGUGAGCAAACCUUCGCCAGGAGGCCACAACACCCAGCUCGGCGUCCAGGACCUGUCGGGACCACAUCACUACGUCAGUAGUGUGAAGGGAGGUGGUCUCGGGCUGAACCUGCACCCACUGUCGCCGCCACACUCGCCGUCAGGUCAGGGUGUCAUCAGGGGACACACGGAGGGUCACCUGGGGGAGACCGUCUUUGUCCCCGACUGUCUCGCUGACUCCUUCGAGACCAUCGAUCGGGCCGAGAUGAACAAGUACCUCCUGCCCGACCAGGGCUCAGGCGCCCACUACACCUCCACACCCACCCACGUUACCCACGGCUCCCUGCAGCCCAUGUCCACCAUGGCCUCCAUGAACCCCAUGACGGCUCCCAGCAGCAGCACCUGCAGUAGCGCCUCCGGCACCCUCACCUCCCUCCCGCCCCUCGGCUCAAGACUCAUCCCCUCCGCCCAAGCAUAUGGAGGUUCUGGUUCCCCUUACUACACAGGGGGCGCCUCCCCCCAGCCUGGUAGCCACGGCUCUCCGGAUAUACCCAAUGAAAUCGUCGCUGGGGUGCCCUCGACAGGGGGGGUGUCCCCAGGGGGCUCCCCGGGCUCACCUGUAGGGGAAUUUGUAGAGCUACAGCCGCCGCGGGUUCCCAAGGAGGAGCCUCUGCCGCCCCUCUCAGCCCCGAAGCCCUCCAACAUGAACCCCUUCCUCCACCAGAACCUGUGUUACUCCACCCAGCCAUACGCCGCCUUCCAGUACUCCUACCCUUACGCCGCCAUGUGGCACUGAAACUCUCCACCCCCCCCGCCACUAGUGCCUAACUCAUCACCCGGGGUACAGUAGGCUGUGUCUGUAACUCCGCCGGACAACUUUACUGGUGAAAAAAAAAUCCCCCGUUAAACAGAAAGUUUGUCCAACAACCGCAAAAUCUUGUCGGUACACCACAACACUUGGGGAAACAAUUUUGCCAGCAACAACUACCGACAAGACCAGAACGUCAAACAACACAAUUAUUAUUUUCAUUCUCCGUGAGCGCGAGGCCCUGGUGAGUGAGUGGACACGGACACACCUGUUGCCCCAGGAGGAAUAGUUUAGUUGUAACGAUACAUACAGACACUGAAGGUGUAUAUCACUCUUGAUCCCAGAGUGAGUUACUUACGGACCACAACAUAUAGACAGUAAGGCCUCUCGUUAAGACAUUGAGAGAGGAUAAGUGUACAUAAGUGUUAGUAAGUGAACCCAUAACACGCCAUAACCUCCAUUAAGUGCCAUUAUCUUCUCCCCCUUCCCCCCUCCCAACUUGUGGCACUUCCCCUUUUGAAACCACCCUUCCCUUUUCUCUCAUCCACAAGUGCCAUCACCCCCCCCCUGGCACUAUGAGGUGUGAACACUGUGUAGAGACGAUCACAAUUGGCGUGAACUCUUUUUGUUUUUCUAUGUCUUAUUUAGUUUCCCUUCGUCGGGGCGUCCCUCGAGUGCUGUGAGUGCCAAGGUGUCGACUAGUGCCAAGGUGUCAACCAGUGCCAAAAUGUCGACUAGUGCCAAAGUGUCGAUCAGUGCCAAAGUGUCGAUCAGUGCCAAAUGAUUAACCAAUGUCAAGUGUUCGACCAGUGCCAGAAACAAACACUAAAUCACCAAAUAUACCACAAGUGUCAAACCGUCGACCAGUGCCAAGGUAUCGGCCAGUGCCAAGGUAUCGGCCAGUGCCAUUCCUUAAAUCAUCGUACACAAAAUGUCUUUCAUCACGCAUAAAAUAUAAAUAAAACUUGCGGUACAAACCCGGGGCCACACUGUAUAGUUAGACCAAACAAACUUAUCGUGUUCAAUAUAUCUAAAGCCUUCAUGUACAUUGGUUAUAUUAAUGUACAUUUUAUUGUAUCCUAAAAUAAAUCACUCAUUCCAAACAAUUUAUUUUUAGCCAUAGUAAUUCAUGGUAAUUUUGUAUUUAGAAAAAAAAAGUUGUUAUUUAGAAAUUCAUUUCAUUCCCCAAAAGAGUAUGUUAGAUAUAUUCUAAUUAAUCUCUUGAUGAUAUAUUAGGAUUCUCUAUAUAAUUCCAAACCUCCAUUCCAGUUCAAUAUAACACUGGUGAUAUUUAUAUAUAUAUAUAUAUAUAUAUAUAUAUAUAUAUAUAUAUAUAUAUAUAUAUAUAUAUAUAUAUAUAUAUAUAUAUAUAUAUUCACUUUAGCUCUUAUGUCGAGAUUAUUGUUAGGUAUAUGUCUUGUGAGUGGCUGGUUUGGUCCACCAAUCACAGCAAAGUUCGGCGAGAAUCGUCAUCAGCCAUUCCACCAAUCAAAUCAAGGUAGAUGAAUCACGCCACCGGCGAACCCACCAAUUACAGCAAGGUGGGAGUCACGUGAUCAGUCUAUCAACCAAUCUCGUAACAAAGACAACUUCUACGGGAGACCUGCGGUCAUGGCGUUAACUUCGUCAGUGUUGUCGUGUUCUGUGGUAAGGUAUUGUUAUAUACAGAAAUCUAAUUUAACGGUAAUAACCCUUCCAUUAACAAGAAUCAUAUGUUAAUUAGUUCUCACGCAGAACACAUCAGCGAUCUCUGUUCAUUGGACAGAUUCCUGAUUAUGACGUCAGAAGCCGUUCAUUGGAAAACUACCGCGAUGACGUCAGAGGCCUUUUGUUUAUUGGGUAAAAUUAAUACAUGUGACGUCAGAGGCGAGUUGAUUAUGUUACGCCCUUAACGUCAUAGCCUAAUGUGAACUAAGCUGGUGCUAUAGCUAGGAAAUUAUGUUAGUUUGAAAGCCUAGCUCAGCUAAAACUAUGUGUUACUACCAUAGCCUAGCUCAGUUAAGACGGAACUGCUCUUUAAAUCAGCUAAAUUACUUAACACUUUUAGCGUGGCUUGAUAAGCUAUGAUGAGUGUGCUUGUCCUAGCUUAGCUUAAAACCUACUUCCUCCAUAGCCUCUGUUAUGCUAAACUAGCUUGAAUUACGUAACCCCAGGAGCCAGACACAGCUCCCAUACCCUCUUGAUGGUACUGGUGGAAGUCACGACCGUCAGUGUUGGCUACUCUGAAACGACCACCAAACACCAGAGUUUUCGUAUUAGAUUAAACAACACGCUAUUCAUAAAGCCUAGCCCAGCUUAGAUUAAAGCAACACGUACAACAUUAGCUUAACGUACAUUGCAGUAAGCUUUAAAAACAGCUUGAGAGAAAAUUAAAUCACCUUGCAUAAUUAUAUAUCGAGUCUUCAUAACAAGCCUUGGCAACACUGACAAGAUGACGUCAUGGAAUCCCCUCUCUCUCUCUCUCUCUCUCUCUCUCUCUCACCUCAACGUGAUGUAAAAUGUUUUAGAGAGCUAUAAUAACCUCCCCACCUCCUCUUCAGUAUUAUCUACGUCAAUGGUCUCAACCAGGUCAACUUAUACUAAAUAAUGGAACUUGCCAAAUCAUAAACCUCAACAACCAAUCAUCGGCUAACUUUCAUAUGCCAAGAGAACGGUUGCUAUGGCGACAGCACAGCUAACUGACCAAUCACAAGGCAGGUUUCAUAAGGGAGCGUUCCUAAAUGUAGACAAAAAAUAGAGAUUCUCGGCCUGGUUAAAACACAUUGACAAACAUCAUCGAAGAAUAAAUAAUAAAUCUCUCGUUGAGCUAAAAAAAA